This is a messenger RNA of Dovyalis caffra, 2304 nucleotides long. Lineage: Eukaryota; Viridiplantae; Streptophyta; Magnoliopsida; Malpighiales; Salicaceae. The record is from the annotation of a GenBank genome assembly.
AUGCUCAACAGUCCUCAAAUCUUUGAGAAAAUAUUAGGGGAUGAAUUGAUCAUGGAUGUUAUUGGUUCACUUGAGUAUGAUCCUGAGAUUUCUCAUAUCCAACAUCAUCGUAAUUUUCUGAAAGAGCACGUUGUUUUCAAGGAGGCCAUACCAAUCAAAGAUCCCCAUGUCCUGUCAAAGAUACAUCAGACAUACAGAGUUGGUUAUCUGAAGGAUGUUGUUUUGGCCAGAGUAUUGGAUGAGGCCACAGUUGCAAACCUGAAUUCCAUAAUUCACGGAAAUAAUGCUGUUGUUGUUUCUUUGUUAAAGGAUGACAGUACCUUUAUUCAGGAAUUGUUUGCCAGGUUGAGAUCGCCCACAGCAUCUGCAGAAUCAAAGAAAAAUUUGGUGUAUUUCUUGCACGAGUUUUGUAGUUUAAGCAAGAGCCUGCAGAUGGUCCAGCAGCUCCGACUGUUUAGGGAUCUCAUGAAUGAAGGUAUCUUUGACAUCGUUGCUGAUACUUUGCAGAGUCAAGACAAUAAACUUGUCUUAACUGGGACAGAUAUCCUCAUUCUUUUCUUGAAUCAGGAUCCAAACCUUCUGCGUGCUUAUGUUGUUCGGCAGGAAGGAAUUCAGCUACUAGGGCUGUUGGUAUCUCUGUCAGUGCCACUUAUGCUGGCAUCUGAUCUUAUGUAUAGUAUAUUGCAUUUUCCCAUGACUUUUAGCUCUGUUAAAGGAAUGAUAACAGACUUUGGAGAGGACAUGCACUGCCAGUUUCUUGAAAUUCUUCGCAGUUUACUGGAUUCCUAUACACUGUCAGGAGCACCGAGAGAUAAUAUAGUUGAAAUCUUCUACGAGAAGCACUUGGACCAAUUAAUUGAUGUUAUAACUGCAUCUUGUCCUAAUGAAGUUGUUCCUCCAUCAAGUGGUAAAUCUUCACGGUUUGGUGAGAGAGUUGACACUUGCAAUGGCGUGAAGCCAGAAAUACUGUGUAACUUUCUCCUUAAUAAUGUUGUUGAAAAAGUCUUGACACUGACACGAAGGAAGGAGAAAUACCUCGUAGUUGCUGCUGUUCGUUUUGUUCGCACUAUCCUUUCCCGCCCUGAUGAGCAUUUGAUAAAUCAUUUUGUCAAGAACAACCUCCUUAAACCAAUUGUAGAUGCCUUUGUAAGCAAUGGCGACCGUUAUAAUUUGCUUAACUCUGCCGUUUUAGAGCUUUUUGAGUAUAUCCGCAAGGAAAACCUGAAAUCGUUGCUGAAGUAUAUUGUUGAUUCAUUCUGGAAUGAGUUGGUCAAAUUUGAGCAUUUGACCUCCAUUCAGUCUCUAAAAGUUAAAUAUGAGCAGUGUCUAGAGCAGUGUGGAGCUAAAAGCGCUGGUAGCACAUUGGACCCAAGAAAACGAAACGAUGAACGUGCACUAGAAAAAGAAGAGGAAGACUACUUCAACGAAGACAGUGAUGAAGAAGACACAGCUUCUGCAUCCCGUACCCAAAAAGCACAAGCUCAUUCAGUUUCAUCCAAUGGAGUUGCUGCAUGCUACCCAUCAUUAAGUCCAAGAUCUCGUGGACUUGUUGAUUAUGAUGAUGAUGAGGAUGACGAAGACUAUAGACCGCCUCCUAAGAAACAGCAAGAAACUCCAGAGGAUGAUGAAGGAACUAUUGAAUCGCUUAGGAUGAAGCGGAAAUUGCCUUCCAAGGAUAAGGAGCCUGACCUAGCGAAGAAACAGCGAUUAGGCAAACACUCGAAGUCAAGAGAGAAUGUUUUUGCUGCUUUAUGUUCGACACUUAGCCAUGCUGUCUUGCCCAGCAAGAAAGCUGCAACUGCCGUGCAUAUAGCUCCUGUGGAUGAAAACAAAGGCUCAGUUGAAGAAAGUCACGAAGAGAAUGAUCCUGUCAUUUCUAGAAGCUGCUCUGAUAAUAAUAGCAAUUCUGGCGAGGAAAACCACAGGGAGAAGGAUCCUGCUGGUCCUAAAAGCUGUUCUGAUUGCUUACACAGCACAUCAGAGAAUGGACAGAUGAUUGGAGAUGAUGGCCCAUUGAUACCACCUCCAAAAUCCUCACCAGAAAUGACUGUAAAUGGUUUUGUGGUAGUGGGUGUGGUUGUAAUAGAGGAAGCUUUUAGUGAGCUGGUCAGUGGCCAGAUAUUCUCAAUUGUAGUUGAAAUCUUAUUUAAUGACCAUUUCUUCUAUCCUCCUGACAAGUUGACAUGGCAAGUUGUUGAUAGAAAAUCCUACCGGCCAAAGUCCAUGGAAGAUGAGGAUGGUGAAAAUUGGAAGACCGGUCAUGGUUUCACAAUUACUUUACGUGUUGUGGAAAGAGCAACCUAA